UCUACUAACUACUAGCCAAGGUUUAAACCCUAAACCCCUUUCUCACGAUCUUCCCCUCUCUUCUCUCCGCGACAUUAGCAAAGUUUUGAGAAAAAAAAAGAUGAAUUUGAACAACGUGAAAGUGCCGAAGGUGCCAGGUGGGGGUGCAGUAUCUGCGUUGCUUAAGAUUGGGAUUAUCGGUGGGCUUGGUCUCUACGGUGCCACACACAGUCUCUACAAUGUUGACGGGGGUCAUCGAGCCAUCAUGUUCAACCGUUUAGUCGGUGUUAAAGAUAAGGUUUACCCUGAGGGUACACACCUUAUGGUUCCUUGGUUCGAAAGGCCUGUCAUCUAUGACGUUCGUGCACGACCUUACCUUGUUGAGAGUACUUCCGGAAGCCGUGAUCUCCAGAUGGUGAAAAUUGGGCUGAGGGUUCUCACGCGUCCCAUGGCAGACCAGCUACCUGAGAUCUACAGGACCCUUGGUGAGAACUACAGCGAGAGAGUUCUGCCUUCUAUAAUCCACGAGACUUUGAAAGCUGUUGUUGCUCAGUACAAUGCUAGCCAGCUUAUCACUCAGAGAGAGGCGGUCAGUAGGGAGAUCAGGAAGAUUCUGACUCAACGAGCAACAAACUUCAACAUUGCUCUUGACGAUGUCUCCAUCACGACCUUGACUUUCGGGAAGGAGUUCACAGCUGCCAUUGAGGCAAAGCAGGUGGCUGCUCAAGAGGCUGAGAGGGCUAAGUUCAUCGUUGAGAAGGCAGAACAAGACAAGAGGAGUGCAGUUAUCCGCGCUCAGGGAGAAGCCAAGAGUGCUCAGCUCAUAGGUCAGGCAAUCGCAAACAACCAAGCGUUCAUAACGCUCAGGAAGAUCGAGGCGGCUAGAGAGAUUGCUCAGACCAUAGCACACUCGGCCAACAAGGUGUACCUGAGCUCUGAUGAUCUUUUGCUUAACCUACAGGAGAUGAACUUGGAUGUGAAUCCAAAGAAGUAGAGAGAGGCUUCUCAAGUAAACACAUGUGUGGUGGUUUGUGUUAGUCUUUUCAAUUCUCUUGCAUCCUUUGGAACAAAAGCUUAAGACCUUUGGAUUGUUAUCUACUAUUAUCCCAAGCUUAUAACCUUCGUCCAUUAAAAAAGGAAGAAGAAACUGUUUUUGCUGAACGAGUCAAAUGUAAUAAACUAGUUUUUGCAUUAAAAGGUUGCCGAUAAAAUAUCUCAAUGAAUUAAUGUACCAAGAGACAAA
Molecule: messenger RNA, 1222 nt
Organism: Brassica rapa (field mustard)
Lineage: Eukaryota; Viridiplantae; Streptophyta; Magnoliopsida; Brassicales; Brassicaceae
Product: prohibitin-1, mitochondrial
Biological process (GO): mitochondrion organization
Cellular component (GO): mitochondrion; membrane
Source: RefSeq, a predicted model, not a curated record